This is a messenger RNA of Pyricularia pennisetigena, 1773 nucleotides long. RefSeq lists its product as uncharacterized. The record is from RefSeq and is a predicted model, not a curated record. Lineage: Eukaryota; Fungi; Ascomycota; Sordariomycetes; Magnaporthales; Pyriculariaceae. The transcript has a single exon. The coding region runs from base 1 to 1773 and encodes 590 amino acids.
AUGGCGGCCGCUCCCAUCACGCGUGAGCUGCUAGGCAAUACCUUCACCUUUACCACCGACUGCUUCUCGGUGACGUCGUCCGGCGGCAACGUGCACCGCCGCUACAGUCCCUCGGAGCUGCGCGACCACUUUGACGCUGGCGAGGACCGGCCCGCGCACUGGUACGAGGCGCAGCUGCGCCACUACCAGCUCCCGCCCUCAAAGGUCAAGGGCACCGCCAAGCUGAGGCUGCUCGAGGCCGUCCGCCGCGGCGACCUGGCCGUGCCCGGCGAGCUUGCAAAGCUCGAGAGGGACAUGCGCAGGGAGUGGACCAGGGCCAGCAAGGCGGGUGCGGGUGCGGGUGCGGCAAAGUCGGCUUCGUCGGCCGCAGGGCAGAAGAAAAGAAAAGCGGCGGCGGCGGCGGCGGAUGAUGAUGAUGAUGAUAAUGGUGACGACAAUGGAACUCCCAGCUUCCAUGUCACGGUUACUGGUGCUGAUGGUAGGGCUGUUAGCGUCACUGUCACCAGUGCGGCGGCCUCGUCGUCGUCAACUCCUGCAAAGAAACCAGCAGCACCCAAGAAGGGCGAGACGGAGCCUAAAAUAGCCGCGGCUAGGGCCCCAACGAAGAUCAAGACGGAGCCUAAAGCUACUCCGCCUCCAGCUGCAAAGAAGGUCAAGGCCGAGCCCAAAGCGGCCACGUCUUCAGCUGCUGCUCCGGCCGCAAAGAAAAUCAAGCAAGAGCCCAAGGAAGACACCACGCCAGUCACAAAGAAGAAACCCACCCCCAAGAAACCAGCAGCUGUGCCUUCUCCUCAUCCCGCCGAGGACGUCGGGUUUCCGCCGCGACCAGAAGCUAGCGAUAGCCCACGCGUCAAGCCCCGGCCGGAUCCGAGCAGCCGCAAACAACUGGCCGGAAGGACGAAGCAGACGGCUCGCAAAACCGUUUCCAGUUCCAGCGCUUUGCCGGCCCGAGAAGCCGGUUCUGCAUGCGCAGAGUCGUCCGCUUCGGCAUCCAGAGCACCCCAUGUGGUCCCGAAGCCGCCAGCGAGCAGCCGCAUGCGGCUGGGCCCUAGGACAAAACAGACCGCCCGGAAGAGUGCUACAUCUUGUACAUGGCCAUCGAGCGACUGCGACUCGGAGGACGAAAAUGACAAUCGAGAGUCCUACGAUAGUCCUGACCAAAAUCUAGACGACUGCAACGAAGACGGCGAGAAUGUAGGCUACGACAAAUACGACGACGAUGACGACCCGCCGCCCCCAUACCCCGGCUCCCCCAGACCGGAGCCCGAGCCUAUGGACUGGACACCGACGCCAGCGAGCAGCAACCACGCCGCCGCGCCCCUGGGCCUCCUCAACGGCCGGUACGAGAUUUUAAGCUCGGACACGCCGCCGGGCUACAGGCCUGAUCACCCGGCGAGGCAGACCAUGACGCUGACGCUGGACGGCGACGCGCUCUGGAUGUGGUUCAACCUCGGCUUCCUCGAGGGCGUGGGCCGCACCGACAGGCGGCCGUACGAGACGUCCCGCCACCGCACGUUUGGCUGGUUCGGCCACAGCGUGCAUUACCGCCAGGCGUUUGCGGGCGGUGGCGGCGGCGGCAGGGACGACGGGGCCAUGGACGCGCGGCUCGACUUUGUCGGCGGCGGCGUCGUGCGCGGCGAGGUCGAAUGGGUCAACCGCCAGACCACUUGCUUCGAGGCCCGGCGGCUGGACGGCCAAGGCACCAGGAGCGACAUAUCGUCCAGAGAGAUGCGGGAUAUUUUUGAGCGGUUGAGGGCCGGUGUUGCUUUGUAG